Messenger RNA from Dicrocoelium dendriticum, 3024 nucleotides. The record is from the annotation of a GenBank genome assembly. Lineage: Eukaryota; Metazoa; Platyhelminthes; Trematoda; Plagiorchiida; Dicrocoeliidae.
CUACAUUUUUGCUUAACAUUUUAGUGCAUUAAACGGCCUUGCAGUUUGUGCAAAUUUGGAAUUUGCAACAUCAUGGAGACCGAUCUAUAUGAUGAAUUCGGGAAUUAUAUUGGACCUGAUCUCAUGUCAGAUGACGAAGUUAGAGAUGAAGAAAGCUCACCAGAUCAAGGGGAGUCAGAUGACGAAGCUGAAGAGCGAGUGGAGCCGCAGACGAACGGCUUGGAUGAACAUCAGGAAGAAAGCCUUGCGGUUGUUCUUCAUGAAGACAAGAAAUAUUAUCCCAGUGCACUAGAAGUCUAUGGUCCCGAAGUGGAAACAUUGGUCCAAGAAGAGGAUGCUCAACCGCUAACUCAACCCCUCAUCGAACCAAUAAAGCACAAUAAGUUUGCUUACACUGAAGCCGAUAUUCCUGUUACCGAUUACCACCCAGAGUUUCUGGCAGACCUCAUGGAUUGUCCCGAAUUAAUCCGCAACAUUGUUUUAUGCGGCCAUCUUCACCACGGAAAGACUUCUUUCAUGGACUGCUUGAUCGAACAGACGCAUCCUUACAUAUCUGCCAAGGGAGACAAAGACCUUAGGUACACCGAUUUUUUGCACAUGGAGGUGCAGCGUGGUCUAAGCAUCAAGUCGACGCCGGUCACACUGGUUCUCCGAAAUAUGUCCGAAAAGUCGUAUCUGUUUAACCUAUUCGACACUCCUGGUCAUGUCAACUUCUCGGAUGAGGUCACCGCUUCCUUUCGCCUGGCUGACGGUGUCUGCCUUUUGGUGGAUGUCAGUGAAGGAGUCUUGCUAAAUACAGAGCGAUUGCUCAAACAUGCUUUACAUGAAAGGCUUCCGAUCACCUUGUGCAUCAACAAAAUCGAUCGACUGGUUUUGGAAUUGAAACUUCCUCCUACAGAUGCCUAUUAUAAGAUAAAGAACAUUAUCGAUGAAGUGAACUCCAUUCUACUCACUUUUUCAGAGUCGACCGGGGCUGAUAGUAGUGACUCCCAGCCCCUUGUUAGUCCACUUCUUGGUAAUGUCUGCUUCGCGAGCACAUACUACCGCUUUUGCUUCACCCUGGACUCAUUUGCGAAAAUCUAUGCUGACUCUUUCGCUCCGGACAUGGAUUCGGAUGAGCUGGCGAAACGUCUUUGGGGGGAUAUCUACUACAAUCCUAGCACACGUCGAUUUUCUAAGCGACCUCCCACAAAUACCUCAAAUCGAACUUUUAUUGACUUCAUUCUUGAGCCGCUGUACAAAAUAUUCGCGCAGACUGUUGGCGAUGUGGACACCUGUCUGCCUGCAUUGUGCACCGAAUUGGGCAUUAACUUGAGCAAGUCAGAAAUGAAAAUGAAUGUCAGACCUAUGCUGCGUAUCAUUUUCAAGCGAUUCUUUGGUGAUUUUUCCGGUUUCGUUCACAUGUGCGUACAACACAUUCCCAGUCCAGUUGCGGCCGCCGCAACAAAAGUGUCGCAUUGCUACACUGGCCCUAUGGACAGCGCACUGUCUCGUGAUAUGAUCUCCUGCAACCCAGAAUCCAAACAUGUGAUGGUGCACACCACCAAACUGUAUCCAGAUCAAGAAGCAAUCACUUUCCAUGUGUACGGUCGGGUCAUGUCUGGUACCUUGUAUGCUGGUCAGCUGGUUCGGGUCUUGGGUGAAAACUAUUCCCUCACGGACGAGGAAGAUUCCAGACAGGCUACAAUUGGGCGCUUGUGGGUUUCAGUUGCUCGUUAUCGUCUUGAGGUGAACCGCGUUCCCGCCGGGAAUUGGGUUCUCAUCGAGGGUGUGGACCACCCGAUUGUAAAAACCGCCACGCUGACCUCCACCGAUGCCAAGGGAGCGUGUAUUUUCAGACCUCUGAGUUUCAAUAGUGCUUCGGUGGUGAAAAUUGCUGUGGAACCUGCCAAUCCAUCUGAGUUGCCAAAAUUGUUAGACGGUUUGCGCAAGGUAAACAAAAGCUAUCCUCUUCUUACCACUAAAGUUGAAGAGUCUGGAGAGCGAAUUAUUCGAGGCACCGGAGAGCUUUAUCUCGACUGUGUAAUGCAUGAUCUACGGAAACUUUACUCAGAUAUUGAUGUAAAAGUCGCGGACCCCGUUGUCGCGUUCUGUGAGACUGUGAUAGAAACAUCUUCACUUAAAUGCUUUGCUGAGACUCCAAACAAAAAAAACAAAUUGACGAUGAUUGCAGAGCCACUGGACAAAGGUCUCGCGGAAGACAUUGAAAACAAAGUCGUCCAAAUUGACUGGCCUAAAAAGCGAUUGGGCGAAUUUUUCCAGAAGAAAUAUGAAUGGGAUUUGUUAGCGUCAAGAUCUAUUUGGGCCUUUGGGCCUGAUGCCUCCGGUCCAAAUGUUUUGGUCGAUGACACGUUACCCUCUGAAGUGGACAAAAAUUUGUUGGGCACUGUGAAGGACUACAUUGUUCAAGGCUUCCAAUGGGGCACUCGCGAGGGUCCGUUAUGUGACGAACCUAUUCGCAACGUAAAAUUCAAAAUGUUGGAUGCUCUCAUCUCAGGCGAAGCUCAUCAGCGUGGGUCGGGUCAAAUAAUCCCCACUGCUCGCCGUGUUGCUUAUUCCGCUUUCCUUAUGGCCACUCCUCGAUUGAUGGAGCCGUACUAUUUCGUGGAGGUUCAGGCACCGGCGGACUGUGUCUCUGCAGUUUACACCGUACUCGCACGUCGACGUGGUCAUGUCACACACGACGCCCCUAUCUCGGGUUCCCCGCUCUACGUCAUCCGGGCUUUCCUACCUGUGAUGGACUCUUUCGGAUUCGAAACCGAUUUACGGACCCAUUCACAGGGCCAAGCCUUCUGCAUGCUUGUGUUCCACCAUUGGCAGAUGGUUCCGGGAGAUCCACUAGAUCGAUCUAUUCAAAUUCAGCCCUUGGUCCCUCAACCUGCCACUCACCUCGCCCGAGAGUUCAUGAUCAAGACUCGAAGACGGAAGGGCCUCAACGAAGACGUCAGUAUCAACAAAUUCUUCGAUGAUCCCAUGCUUCUGGAACUGGCCAAGCAGGAUGUGAUGCUCAGCUACGCGUUGUAA